This is a messenger RNA of Salvia miltiorrhiza (redroot sage), 735 nucleotides long. RefSeq lists its product as uncharacterized. The transcript has a single exon. The record is from RefSeq and is a predicted model, not a curated record. Lineage: Eukaryota; Viridiplantae; Streptophyta; Magnoliopsida; Lamiales; Lamiaceae. Bases 1 to 735 code for a protein of 244 amino acids.
AUGUCAGCUGAAGAAACAGUGUUAAACCUGUUCGAAACGUACUGGUUCGAGCAGAGAGCCUUUGCGCCGAAAACGGCGCCGUUUUUUCCACAGGAAAAAUCUCAAGAAUCUGCUGCUGCCGUUGAGCCGAAUCUGAACCGGAUCACAACCCUAAUGAGAAAAUCGUACAGCGAUCACAAUCUCGGCUCCGAAUUAGACCUCGCGAGCUCUCCGUCGCCGACGUCAGUCCUCGGCCCCCAUCUUCAGACAAUUCUCUCCGGCAAAGAAGUCGAGAGCUUCGACGAAUCGUCGGCGCCGGAAUUGGAACACAUCAAAAUUGGCGAGACGAAAUUAGAUCCAAAAUCGGAUAAGGUUAGGGAGAGGAGGAGGGGGAGAAGGAAGAGCGGCGCGAGCAGGAGCUUGUCGGAGCUGGAGGUUGAGGAGUUGAAAGGAUUUAUGGAUCUAGGGUUUGUGUUUUCGGACGAGGAUAAGGAUUCGAGAUUGGUGUCGAUUAUCCCCGGGCUGCAGAGGUUGGGGAAGGAAUCGGAGAGUGUGAUUGGGGGAUUUGAUGAAACGACGGCGUCGGCGUCGGUGUCGAGGCCGUAUCUGUCUGAAGCGUGGGAUCGUAUGGAAGAGGAAGAGAGGUUGGUUAAGAAUCCGUUGAUGGAUUGGAGAAUCCCAGCUUUCGAUAAUGAAAUGGAGCUCAAAGAUCAUCUCAAAUUCUGGGCUCACUCUGUAGCUUCCACUGUGAGAUGA